UCUCCUCACCGAGUUACGGAGUUUGAAGACUUGGCUGUGUUGCCCACGCCGCUCCUGCUCUUGAUAUCCCUCUUGGUCAAACCUACACUUUCGUGAUAUUGUUCACAAUGGCACAUGCUUUUGACUCCUAGUGUCCCUAAGUCUGGAAUCGGCACCUGGCAGGUUGCGACUGAAGUGGUGCGGAGUUCAGAUUAAAAAAGGUUCAACGAGACAAAAAUGGCAAUCACUCUUUUCAAAGCCAUCUCGGUCAUCGGCCUCAAAACCGGUGCUUUCCUGCAGUCGCUCCUUCCCUUUCACUUUGGCAGAGUUCUGCAAGCGCUUAAGGGCCUUUUCAACCCUGGUUACUCAAAUCCACCUGGCCUUCCUUGUUCACCCUUCGGCUCUGUUGCUUCUCCUUCCACAAAAUUUCAUCAAGAGGUCGUCGACAUCAACGUCGCCGGCGGCGAAAGCGACAGCGAUACCACAGCGAUCUCUUCAUCUUUGCCAACGGGCUCUGCAAUUCAAGGAAACAUGGCUUCUGUUCCUCCCAUUGUCCCCGCUGUUCAGCGCGUUCUCGCCGAGCAAAAGGAGAACAUCCCACUCCAGAACGCUUCCCCGACCGAUAUCGACGCUCAGCUUGGAGACGAACUCUCUCGCUUAGUCCUCGGUGAAACUGGGAGCACGACCUCAGCAGACCCAACAUUGCAGCAACCUGCAGCAAAUGGCGCUGGUGUCAUCACCGGGAAAGAAAAUGGCAAGGAUGUUGUGAACCACAGCUCCUCUCCGCAGAAGCACCACCUACCCGCCGGCUUCGCGACCAGCGACACCGUGGGAAGGGAGGUUACUCGGGCGCCCGCAGUAACGCUGACGCACUCGGUCUCUCAGACUAGUAAGCUCAAGGAGACGAGCACGAUUCAGCUGGGCGGCGGAACGGUUCAGGUCCAGCCCAAGGAUGAGACGCCUGAGCAGGCGGCCCAGAGGGCUAUCCACAGUCGAUUUAUGAGGGAAGCUUUGGAUAUGGCUAGGCUGGCCCUCAGGACCAAUGAGACACCUGUCGGGUGCGUCCUCGUCUACAAGGGGCGUAUCAUUGCAAAAGGCAUGAACGCCACGAAUGUCACUCGUAAUGGGACCAGACAUGCCGAGCUGAUGGCGAUUUCAGCCUUGCUCUCCUAUGUACCGGCUUCCGACCUUGAGACGGCCGGAAACAACUCGUCGGACAAGGCGGCCUCAGUCCGGAUGCCCCUCAGUGACAGAACCAACAAGCUGGAGCAUGAAGACCCGAGUACCUGGGGCGAUGUAGAUCCCAGCGAUGGUCACCUAUACCCUUACGGGCAAAAACUUCACCCCUCUCCUCGCGUGGACAAAACUGUCAUCAACGAGUGCACACUAUACGUUACGGUUGAGCCGUGUGUCAUGUGCGCAUCACUGCUCCGACAGCUCGGGAUCAAGAAGGUCUACUUUGGUGCUGUCAACGACAAGUUUGGUGGCACUGGAGGCGUAUUCCGUAUCCAUCAGAACUCACCGUACUCGGCGGCCUCAGCUCCUCCGUCGCCCAGACCUCAAUAUGGGAAGGGCCUCGUGAGGCCGGUUCUUGAGCCCCGUCCGGCUUCGACCGAUGGACAGUCCCAUGUGGAAGAUGACAGGCGGGGCGAGAGAAACGUUGUUGUCCCGGACGAGCCCGCAAUUCUCCCUGGUGAUGGUGGCAACGUGGAGCGCGGAUUUGAGGCCGAAGGUGGAUGGGGCCGCGACGAGGCUGUGACUUUGCUGAGACAGUUUUAUGUCCAAGAGAACAACCGAGCACCUGUUCCGAGGAAGAAGGAAGGCCGGGCGGCCCGCCUAGCUGCCAUGAUGGAGCGCGAUGGGCACGCUGGCGGCCCUAUGAUUGGGGCUAGCAGCACGCCAGUUGGCCAGGAGAAUUCUGGAGCCGGCACACCCGAGGCGGACGAGCCGAAGGCGGACGAGGUGAUGGCGGAUGGUGCUGCCGAUACCAAUGCGUCCUAGCCGGACUCAUUCGAUUGGCACGGUCAAGGGCAAGAACUGGCUGGGAUGCUGCUGCGACAAUGUGCCAGCACUUCCUUCUCUGGCAUACGGCGCUACAUACAACAUCCUGCGCCUAUGGCGCUCAGGGUUGCCCCUUGACUUUCACAUCGGCUGCUUCCAGCUCUCUAUAAGGUCAUUUGGCACACCGCACCAACCACAUCCUGGGCACCCCGUGUUGCCGUUUGCACGGCACAAGGUAAGCCGCUGUCUAACGCUAGGAAGCGUUGUUGCU
Messenger RNA from Canariomyces notabilis, 2251 nucleotides. Its product is annotated as cytidine deaminase-like protein. The coding region runs from base 217 to 1980 and encodes 587 amino acids. Gene Ontology annotation, biological process: tRNA wobble adenosine to inosine editing. Gene Ontology annotation, molecular function: tRNA-specific adenosine-34 deaminase activity. The transcript is spliced from 3 exons. Gene Ontology annotation, cellular component: cytoplasm; nucleus. NCBI's taxonomy places the organism in Eukaryota, Fungi, Ascomycota, Sordariomycetes, Sordariales, Chaetomiaceae. The record is from RefSeq and is a predicted model, not a curated record.